GCUGCCGGCUGCCGCGCUCUCUCCAAAGAGGGAUCAAAAGCUUGCCGCUGCGGAGUUCCCUUCUUCCCAGUUAUUUUCCCGUUCAUUUUUUUUUCUUGUCCCUCUUUCUCCGGUUCGCCGACUGAAACAUGGCGGCCGCUGUGAUCAGUUCCGUCUGCUUCUUGGCGGUCUUGCUGCGUGGCACCAUCUGCGCUGGCCCGAACCGAACCGAGAGAGUCAGGAUGCCAGAACCCACCCCGUCCCCGACGUCAUGCCGCCUGCUCCCGUUCUCGGGCCACCGGUCCCCGGACGGCUCGCUGUACGCCCUCAGCGCCACCAAGAUCUGGACGCUGUCUCCGUCACCGCCGGUCAGCAGCAGAGGAGGAGGCGGCGGCGGCACCGGAGGGGGCGCCGUCUGGCGGGACUCGCCGUUGCCCCAGAAGCUCAGCGGCGACGCCUGGCGAGUGGUGUGCGCCAGCGACCGCCACGUGCUGCUGUACGACGGUGUUCACGCUUUCUUGCACACGCACCGCGUAUCGGCCUGGAGGAACGUCACGUUGGGACAGGCGCGUGGCGGCACGCCGGCAACGGCCGCAAUCUGGUGCACUCCGGACGAGAUCCAAAUGCUCAACCUCAAGACCGGCUCCCUCACCAGGUUCCUCGGUGACGGCCACAUCAACGUCACCGAGUCCACGAGGCUUCCGGUGCUGCCCGCCAGGAAGUCACACACACACACAUGGUACCACCGGGACCAAGUGUACGUCAUCACGGACAAGUACCAUAACGGCACCGCCCUCCUCAAUAGUACCACCAUCCUCUGGAAGGCCUCAGGACUGACCGUGUACAAGAACUGGAACGUCGCCUCCCAGUGGAGCCAAGGCACCCCCAAUUACCCGGACUCUCUAGCCAAGUCCUAUUCCUGGACUGGAGGCGAAGACCUCUGGCUGUGGAGGGAGCUCGGAACUGACUGUGAGCUGUGGAGGUUCAACGUGACGGCGCAGUCCUGGACCACGCUGAGGAGAGAACACGUCUCGCCGGCACAUGGUCGGCCCGUGCUCGCCUGGUCUCGAAAGAGCGACGACGCGCCGUGCCUCGUGUUUGCCGACUCAGCGUGCGACUCGAUGCCCUACACGUACUGCCUGACGAGUACCGAACUCGCUGGCGGCCAAGCUACCACAACGUCCGUUGCCUCACAAGCCAACACGACGUCCGCUGCUUCUCAAGUGGACACGGCAACUGAAAUCUCGUCCGUGACGCCUCACUACACCACUUCGGGCGCAAGGACAGACGCAGGGACGCCGCCCGCUGUGACGACGUCACCAGCCGCCACAACACGCGACGUCACGACAACAACGUCCGUGAAGCCAACGGGGGUGACCUUGACGUCGGACACUACAUCGCCGUCCACGACGACGACCACAGCUAGCUCUCUUACGACCAAGGCGAUUGCUGGUGAAGAUGCCAGCUACUCCGUGAUUGAUUCUGACCAGUCCAAGUGGCACCAGCGGAAUUCGGGCAUCUUCGGAUCAAUCAUCUUCUUCGGGACGUCAAUCACCAUAUUCACCAUCGUCGGCGUCGUCUGGUGCAUCCGACACUGCGUGCAUUUCCCUAAAGAGGCGCUCUUGCUCAGGGACCCGCCUUCAGUGAGAUACACGGCCAUUCCCGACACGAUUGCGUGAACGCGGGCUCGGCGAGAUUUGAAUGUCAGCCUCCGCGUAAGCCUAUUGGCAAGCUCUAUUGUCAGUAGCAGCCUUCGGUACAGGGCUUUCCCCUGAAAACAAAGAUACUGACUGUGUCUGGGCCACGGCGGUCACAGACGAGGAACUGCGGCGGAAGGAAGACGCCAAACACCAAACGACAACUUCCGGUUUGCCAAGAACAGCCGCCAUCAACGCGAGGCAAAAUUGCGACUUCGUGUAUUCGUACAAUCUUUGCGUCAAAACAAUGCGAAAAGGACAUAGGCAAGCACUCGAAUGCUGCCCGUGGUUCGCAAAAGUGUGAGACGCACAUUUGUCUUCGGCCCCACUUCUCUGCUAUGUCUGUGUUUUUGAUUUAUCUUAUUUUCGUAGAUUCCCUUAUCAUCAGUAUUGGGCCACUCGCAGAAUUUUCAAAAGUUCAAAGCGAUCCAUGGCCCUUUUUACGUGCGCUUUAAAGGUAGCACGAAAAUUAACAGCACAGCCACCUUUUUCUAUUUGCAAAAAAACAUACCGCCUAAUGUUUCCUGAAUCUCUCUGGCUCGAGCCAACGAAAUGAUGGGUAGCCAGAAGUCGUCACUGAUGGAGUACUUUCUUGCCAAAAGUUUUAAAAUGUUCAUUAGGACAUGGGUAAAGGUAAUUUAAUUUUUUUUUCGCCCUAUGUACUCGUAUUUCCCUCAAUUUCGGACCGCGGGGUACCGUUUGCGUCAUGACCACGUGACUCUGCCUUAAUUUCACUUAAUUUCCGGCUUAUAUUUUCGUGUCAUACUAAUAUCGGAGAUAUUCUCGUCUUGUGACACACGUUCCGGUUUCACUUGUUUCCGAUCCAUGUGUUCACUGGCGGCCCGUAACAGUAAUCUACGUAUAACAGACUUUAGAUUUAUGACGCCAUGAAUGGAACGCAAGCGCGCGUCAUUGCGAGCUUUCAAGAAAAAUAGAGAGGAAAGGGCUAUUUAUUUAAAAGCAGGGAUGUUUGUGGGCGUAGAAGUAUUCGCCUACGUGCUACUCUGCAAAGGAUCUGUCACGCGUGCAUGUGUGUUUUGCACAAGUGCAUUUGGCCAAGUCGUGUACGCGACCUACGGGGUCUGCAGUGUUCACUACAGCUAAAGAGCGUUAAAGUUUGAGCAUCUUUUAUAUCGACACGUUAAACUCACACAAUCUUACAGAUAGAACGGCUCCAUUGACAAAUAGCUAAAAUCAAAUCAACAACGUGAUGAUAAUGCACGAGAAACAAUCUGCAGCCAAUACUUUGCGCUUCCAGACUCAAAAAGCACAGUUUCAAUCCACCGGGGUAUUUUGAGAGUGAUGUUUUAACAUAUCAAUGCAUUCCGAGUGUACACUGAUACAUUCAGGUCUCGCCAUGACCUUCUUUCAUGUUGUCAUAUCAUGGGACAAAGAUCGUGGAAACCCUUGCUAAUGCAGCAUGCGGGCCUUAAAGAUCACAGUGCACAAUAAAUUGCACGUAAUUACCUUGCAAUGGUAUUCUAGCAUUGGGUACAUCACGUAUAAGCGAUUACAUGUUUUAUAACAUACCGCAAAACCGGUACUGUUAACAUAGAAGGAAGUUUGCCAGUUAAUGCCGGAACAAAAAAGGAAUAGUGAUCACUACCACAUUAAAACAGUUAGCAAGUCUGGACCAGAUAGUAGUUGGCUGAUCAAUGGGCCACAUCAACGUUGGGAGUACAUCUACACCCCUGUGUCAGCUUUGGUCACGUACCUCUUGGGAUCUAUACUCAAAGACCAAAGGGAGUGCUGAUGACUCCUUCGUGCGAGAGUAAUCGCUUGUCUCAUAUUUAACUCCCUUUUCUACAUAUCGCGCAACUCAAUUCCUUCGUAACCAUCCGCUGCUGUCAGUUGCGUGACGUAUCGCAAACGAAAGGAAACACGUUGGUAGGAUAAUCAAAUUUAGACGUUUGUCGAUCUUUGCUGCUUAUACGGCAGUUCCCAAUUUUGUAUUAAAAUAUAUCUUAGUUAUUGUCUGCUAGUUCGUUGUUAGCCUCUGUUUUUUUUUUUUUCUUCAUUGCAAUUUGUAAUUUCGAGUUUACUGUUCGCUGAUACGCGGAUGAAAUGAGAGCACACGUCUUUUUUUUUUCUCGAAGCAAUUUAAGGCUGUAAUUAGUGCAUUUGAAAGUGCAAACAUGCAAAUUUGCCCAAGGAUCAUGGCGUGGGACAAAAGUAGUAUCUGCGUGUGCGUGUUCCUUUGUCUUCUUCUUCACGUGUUGACGAUCCGGAGCUCCCACGAGCUCGAUUCACCCGAGGAGGAGGAGGAAGAAGAAGAAGAAACUUUUACUGAAACCAGCAGUUUAGUUGGCUGGGCCUAGGCCUCCCACGUGGGGACGUCGAGGUCUUGCCUCUUCGCCGCCUCGCAAGGUCUGACAAAUAUACUUUCAAGUUUUGUGGAAUAUCCUUUUAUUUACAAAGCAAACUUUGCAACUGUACAUAUCAACGACAACCAUGGCUCUGAGUGUGGUUUCGUGUGAAAGUGCCAUAUAUGAUGCUGCCAAGUCGGCGCAAGCUGUUAUUGUUCUGCUACAGCGCACCUUCAUAUAUAUGUUAGCGAGGCCGUUUGCGAAUCCCUUUGCAUUUCCUGCUGCUAUGUUCGCUUGUACGUGUAAAAAUGCUGCUGCAACCGCCCUCGACAUUAUAACCGCAUAAGCGCAGUUCUUGGUGCUUCUAAACGUUGUCUUAGCGCAUUCAUUCGAUUUUAAUCACCGUACCUCACACACCCGAUGAUUAUAAAUGCCGCAGAGUACGUCACAUCAGAUCUGUAAUCACAUCCAGAAUAUUACAACUAGAUAUCUCUCUUUUUCUCUCACUUUUGUUCGAAAACGGAUGUUUAUGCUGCAGACAGCAACAUUUUGUCCCUUACGUACACACACUGCGGCAUGUCCAGCGAAUAACUUGGCAAGCAACUGAAAUUGAAGUCGGAAAGCGAGUUUAGAGUAUCAGCGAAGAUUUUACACCGAUAGCUGUAGCACUUGUCGUGGGCUCUUCAACCCGUUCGAAAUGUUGUCGUUGAAGGUCUGGGUCGCCGUCGCCAAAUCCUUAGAAAAGAUCACGCAUGCGCAAAAACAUCGACUUGGCAUCUGCGCGUCUAUCCCCACGGUCGGUGUAUGUGCGCAUGUUGGGGUCACAAAUCUGGCACACAAUAACUAUACAGUAUCACAAUGUCAUCAUAAGGUCACCACAAACUUGCUACGAAGUGCCCAGAAGAAUACGCAAGAGACCGACAGAAUGUAGCUGUUGUUGUCACUGUAUACAAGCUCGAAGAAAAUUUCAAAAUUUUGCGGUUUCUCUUGUCCCUCAAGCGUAAUCGUCAUUUAUCUCACGUGCGCUUCGUUUCUGUAGUGCUGGUACUUUCAUCACGGCACUUUCCGGUAAUUUCAGGUCACGAAAACAUGCGCGCAUCAGCGCGACAUAGCGUUUUUGGUAGAAAAGUAGCGAGCGCAAAGCGUUAAAUAAAGGAAUUGGGCACGCACGACUGAUGACUGUACUGUUAUGGGACACAAUAACUCCCAAACGGUGCGAAUGCUUUUGGGUGUACUGUAGACUGACAUCGGUGUGCUUAGUUUUUUCUUUUUUCUUUUUUUUUCGCCCGACUUUCUUUCAAUUACUUUAGGAAAGUACGGAUGCUUAUAGAGCCUAUAAUGCAUGAUUUUUCGCCCCUUUUCAGCACUUAUCGAAUCACUGUGCUGCGUUCCAGAAGAAACGACGGGUCAAAUGACGUAUGAGAAGUGAAUAUCCAAAAGUAUAUUUACCAGGCAAUGAGCUCUCUGCCAAAACAUGUUUUUCCCGGGUUUUCGGCAAUCCAGAUGGUGCGUAUGCUUUAAGUUUUAGAGACGAAACAGCCUUGAUGCGCGAAAGCGGUGAUGCGAAACAUGAUGUCGAAGUUCCCAUGGUGACGCAAUAGUGACGUGAAGGAUGACCUCAUAAUUUCAUAUCGAUGUAACCGUGGCAAAAAAGAUGACCUGAUGGUUCCAUCGCAAUGCACGGUGACGUGAAAGAUGACAUCAUGAUUCCCAUCGUGAUGUCACCAGCAUUGUAUCUUUCCGUUGUGAGUAGCGGCUGUGCCGUGACCUGUCGCGAUUUUUCCGCAGUGCCAAUAUGCCGAUCGGGUGUUCAUGUUCCUGAGUUCAACUGUGAUGUUGUAGCCUGCCCAAGAAACUUGCAGUGUUUGUUUAUUUUGUAUGUAUAUAAAUGUGUUUACCAGGUCAAUGACUUUUGAGCCUGAAUAACUUUCAUUCAUUUCCUCUCGGGCCCGCACAGGCGCUACAGAGAGGAGUGGUGACAACA
This is a messenger RNA of Dermacentor silvarum, 5966 nucleotides long. RefSeq lists its product as uncharacterized. The record is from RefSeq and is a predicted model, not a curated record. NCBI's taxonomy places the organism in Eukaryota, Metazoa, Arthropoda, Arachnida, Ixodida, Ixodidae. Bases 129 to 1658 code for a protein of 509 amino acids. The transcript has 3 exons.